AGAAGAAACAAAAAUGGCGGCAAGAACAGGAGUGCGUUGUUUAUUUGGUUCAUAUGUUAAACAAUUUUAUUCUACUUCUCGUUUGUCUAGGACGUUUUACCUGUUUGUACCUAAAUAUGUAUCACAUACCACACAACCAAUGCGAAGUCAUGCACUUUUUAGCAAUGUAUCAUGUAAGUUGAAAUUGCAUAACUUUUGUUAUUUUUGUACAAAUUUUUAUCUCAGGCGUUCGUUGCAGGGGUUUAAAUAGGGUUAAAAUGAAUGUUAAGGUUUUAUUAAGAGAUCAUGACCCGGGAUUUCAAAUUUAAUAUGAACACUUGUGAGGUAGUCCAACCUGUUUAUAUGAGUCUGGUCCUCAGGUUCUGCAGGCUGGCUCGGUUAUGAACAGGAUGUCCGACUACAGUGAAAUACUCAGCGACUACACAGAAUAAUAUGUUUUGACCCACCUACAUCCCCCUAAGCAUUAUUGAGAUGUUUUUCGUGGCUACUUGCAUGAAUAUGGGUCCUAGAGUCACCAACAUUAGCCUGGGUAACCAGGGCCGUAGCAAGACUGAUAAUUGGGGGUGUGUGCAUAUUCAUAUAUUCGUGUUCUGCUUGACUGAUUUCUUUUGAAAUCGAUUGUUUUUACGGUAUGUGAACAUGAACAUAUGAAUAUACAAACCCCCCAAUUAUCACAUCUAGCUAGGGCCCUGUGGGUAAUGUGGCCUAGCACAACAACCCUCUUUGAAUGUGUCCAGUAAAGCAUGAAUUUGCCCUGUGACAACCCAGGCCUACACUAUAUUGACUCAUAAACAAGUUUUUCCUGCCAAUUUUUGCUAAUGCUUAAAAAUUGUACAUUGAUCAUUAACCUUAUCCCCCAUGUUACAAUCCUAGACAAAUAACAUGCGGACGCUGAUUAAAAAUGGCUGAAAUUAAGGCAAUCAAAUAAUUAUACGCAUAUUCAGCUGUAUUCCCCGCUCCCCCCUUAAAAAUAAUUAUACACAUAUUCAGCCGUAUUCCCUGCUCCCCCGUUACAAUGUUGUUGCUACAGAUACCGCAAUAGUUGCCAUAAUGACUGAAGUGUUCAUCAACAUUGUUUCAGGGGAGGGGGGACCGACUUUACGAAGUAUAUAUGAAAAUGUUUCAAAAAAUAAUUUAUUUGCCAUGUUUGUCUGAGUAAAUUUGUCUAUGAUUGUAGGUAUGCUUGUGAAAAUUGUGUUUAUUAUUCUGUUAUUCUCAUUAAUAUGCAGAAAUGUUGUUUGUAUGCAAUAAUCUUUCAGAUAAGAUUCAUAACAGAAAUGCUAGCACAGCAGUGCAAACAGAAGAGUCUGUGUCAGGAUGUCCAAUUUGUAGUAGAAUUUUAACCUUUACAUACAAGGUAUAUAAGUUAAGUGACAUUUUGAACAUAUGGUUUUCAAGGCAUCAACCAGCCAUAAAAAUUAGAGCAACUUAUUUUCUGGGACCAGAAGAGCCUGAGAUUUCUGGUUUAAUCCUGGCUUGUAGUAAUUUCCUAAAUGUAAAAAUUGGCAUUCCAUCCACACCAGAGAGGGGGACAUGAGGACUAUCAAAAUAAACAUCUAGCUAUUCAUGGAUAAAAUAUCAUGAAUGCAACAUUACUUUAUAGGAUGUAUUAUUGCUUGCACAGUUCAUCUCACCAGAAGGAAACAUUUUGAAUAGAAGGAUAACAGGUAAUAAAACAACCAUUUCAUAAAAAAAUCUAAAAAUAAAACAAAUGAAAAGUCUAUUCCACUUUUGCAAUUGUGUACCCCGCCCAUUAAGUUGCAUUGUGCCUGAAUGCACCCUACUUUUAAUUAUCACUUUCCUCUGUCUAAUGCCUGACAAUUAACUAAAUUUUACUUGUCAAAUGAAUCUAAUCUUGUGCACAAAUGAGCUAACUGUAGUUAUUGAGAAAUAUUUACUCAUAGAAUUUAUGGUAUAAAAUAAUCAGGACACUGCCACUGGUAAAAUUUGUUACCACCGAUAAUCUAUUGAUCAGUAAAUGUACUAUCCUACUAUUCUAACAAAAUUUCUGUGCCGUUAUUUAACAGGUGUUUGUAGAAAGCAACAGAGGAAACUUGAAAAAGCAAUUGAAAUAUCGAGGAGAUUGGGUAAGGAUGAACUAACGAAACAUGGGCGGGAGAUUCUCUGCUAGCAUAUGGCACCCAACUGCUAAGUUCAUUAGUUAAAUAUGCCACCAAAGGUUGGGGUACGCAACAGCAACCUUGUACCCAGGAUCUUCCCUCUUGGGAAGGAAAGACCUUGGUAUAGGAGCUGUGUGGUCAUGUGAUGUCUAGGCACAAGGUUACUGUGGAUAUGACAACCCAUGGUCUGACUUGUUGUUGUUGGUCUUAGAUGUUGUUCAAAGGUUUUUCACCAGAUGCCAUCUGGUGCUUGGUUUCCUACCUCACCAAUUACCCUUCUGCCUUCAUUGUGCUGCCAGAUCAGAUCAUGUGCAGUGUUAUAGCUAGGCUGCCUCAAAUCCCUUUCAAAGGGCGUUUCCCAUUUUAAUGGCCGGACCAGUUACACCAGAAUUUGUACACUGUACUUGUAUGAUGGCUACAAUUGGCAGGAUAGUAGUACAAGUAGCAAUCACACACAAUUGGACAUUCUACAGUCUAAUGCAUGUCUUGUUCAUAUUUUUUUCUUAUGAAUCACCCUGAACCGUAUCCAUCCCUAUUCUUAGAAUUAUAGUUCUUUAUUGUUAAUAUUUGUUUUUUUCCUGUUUAUCAAAGGAUUGAUCCCAAGAAAGCCUCCAGCACUGAUACACAAAGAAAAUGUAACGACGUAGAACUUACAUUUUGUUAAUGCAAUGAUGACAUCAAUCAGCUUCUGGUCACAUAAUAGUUGAUGCCAAUUACUCUACACGACCAUGUGGUCGCGAAAAGAUCUGACCAGCGACAGUAACACUAUAUGCAAAUGUGAAUAAAUAGACAACUUGCAUGUUAGACAGAUUUUUGAUUUCGGCAAAAGAAAGUAAAUUCCCGUAAAGAACUUAUUAAAAUCAGCAAAAUUCCAAAAUUUGGGUUGCGAAAUGUUGUAAAAUGCAGAAAAUAUAGCCUUGCGAAGUUUGCAAUUUUCAGUCAUUUUGUAUUACGU
Paramuricea clavata is the source of this 3075-nucleotide messenger RNA. Lineage: Eukaryota; Metazoa; Cnidaria; Anthozoa; Malacalcyonacea; Plexauridae. The record is from the annotation of a GenBank genome assembly.